Molecule: messenger RNA, 1098 nt
Organism: Otolemur garnettii (small-eared galago)
Lineage: Eukaryota; Metazoa; Chordata; Mammalia; Primates; Galagidae
Gene: TM4SF4
Product: transmembrane 4 L six family member 4
Exons: 5
Coding region: 290-898 (202 amino acids)
Cellular component (GO): membrane
Source: RefSeq, a predicted model, not a curated record
CUCCAUGGCAAAACGAUUGAGCGAUUGCUCUGAACGUAAUCUCAUUUAUGGGGGUGCAUAAAAAAAAAGGACUUCAGGUCAGAGAGGACGUAUAAAUGUCCAUCGCUGCUAGAUUUGGAAGGCUGAAGCAACUCCAAGGACACAGCUCAUAGACGUUUCAUUCUCAGCCUCAAAAUAUUGAUCAAAUUGGGGACGGUUACUAGAACACUCGGCCAAAAGACUCCAAGAGACUCCACGAAGGAGGCAGUGAGGAGCCUUUGUUCGCUGACCUGUACUGUCCUCCCCCAGCAUGUGUACAGGGGGCUGUGCCAAGUGCCUGGGGGGCACCCUCAUCCCCCUGACUCUGUUUGGUUUUCUGGCUAACAUCCUGUUAUUUUUCCCUGGAGGAAAAGUGAUAGACGACAACGACCACCUUUCUGAUGAGAUCUGGUUUUUCGGAGGAAUAUUAGGAAGCGGGGUCUUGAUGAUCUUCCCGGCGCUGGUGUUCUUGGGCCUGAAGAACAAUGACUGCUGCGGGUGCUGCGGCAACGAGAGCUGUGGGAAGCGGUUCGCGAUGUUCACCUCCACGAUAUUUGCUGUGAUCGGAUUCUUGGGUGCUGGAUACUCCUUUGUCAUCUCAGCCGUCUCAAUCAACAAGGGUCCUAAAUGUCUCAUGGCCAACACCACAUGGGGAUACCCCUUUCACGAUGGGGACUAUCUCAACGACCAAGCCUUAUGGAGCAAGUGCCACAAUCCUGCUGAUGUGGUUCCCUGGAAUCUGACCCUCUUCUCCAUCCUGCUGGUCGUAGGAGGGAUCCAGAUGGUUCUCUGUGCCAUCCAGGUGAUCAAUGGCCUCCUGGGGACCCUCUGCGGAGACUGCCAGUGCUGCGGUUGCUGUGGGGGUGAUGGACCAGUUUAAACCCCUGCGAUGAGCUGCUCUAACCUACUCCAUGAGGGAAGAUACGUUAAACUUACUCUUCUCUUCCGGAGGUUGUUAAUCUUUUCUGCCUCCUAACCAGGAAAGCAUAGGGUGGGCAGAGUUACUUACUCCUUCUUCUUACAAGCCAACUUUACUUGAGUUAGAUCUUGUCAUUUUCAAAUAAAAAAUAGGCCACUUGA